This is a messenger RNA of Mesorhabditis spiculigera, 777 nucleotides long. Lineage: Eukaryota; Metazoa; Nematoda; Chromadorea; Rhabditida; Rhabditidae. The record is from the annotation of a GenBank genome assembly.
AUGUCUCUACCAACUUUGCACAAAGAAUUGCUGCAAAAAUGGGGCAACGAGAAGGACCGGAAGCUCGACCAAAUUGAAACUAUCGUCAAGAACCUCAAGAACGCUCUGGAAGAUGGCGAGCAAGUCGGCAAACUCGAUCGGAACGCCCUAAUCACCAUCAACAGGGACGUCUACGAGAUUGAUGCCCUCGUUGCCGCACUCAAUGGUGAUUUGAAGGCGUUUGAUACGGCCAUCUCGAACAUUAUGGCUUUCUACGCCUCGCUGCGCGAUGAUUCGCCGAACAAGCACCUUCUCGUCGGCCUCAAUUUGAUGUUUUUGCUGGUUUCGAAUCGCCUCUCGGACUUUCACGUCUUGCUGGAGCAAAUCGAUCAAAGCGUGCAGUCGGGCAAUCCCUACAUUUCGACCCCCGUCAAGAUGGAGCAGUCCCUGAUGGAGGGAGCCUAUAACAAGAUCGUCCUCACCGAGAAGAAUAUUCCGAGCCCUUAUUACGCGCCUUUUGUCCGGAUAAUGAUGGACACGGUUCGUAGCGAAAUUGCAUCGAACCUCGAGAAGUCCUUCAAACAAUGUCCGGUUCGGGAUGCCCAGACCCUGUUACUGCUCGACGACCAGGCUAGCUUGAAGAAGUUUGCCGAAGCCCGCAAAUGGAAGCUCGAGGGCACCAACUACAACUUUGGUGAUGAAAAGAUGGAGACCGGUGACCUGCACAAGACGGGCCUCGAUACCCAGCGAAUUGCUCGCCAAGCCAUCUAUUAUGCAAAACAACUUGAAAUGAUUGUC